AGCCGAAGCAAUUAAUAGAAAUACAAAAAAGUGAAGUUGACAUUGAAGUCGCAUCGUAUGUGUGGCUGUGUGUGAGUGCUUAAAACUUGUGCUGGUGUGCGAAAUUCUUUUGUGCUCCGUUUUGUUGUGCAUUAAAUAAUCUCGAAAUACGCUGGAAGUCGAGUUUCAAAUGCAAACGGCACGCUUCGUAUCCGAAUAGUUGUUUUGUAAAAAAUCAAUAAAGCGCCGUAAUUGUCGCCGUUCUGUAGUUGUUGUUGCUGCUGUUUGCUGCGACAGGAGUUUCCGCCAACAACUCGCGUCGUUCUCGCUCUCACCAAUAGCUCCUCUCUCUCUUUCCCCACGCGGUGUUGCUUAUCUUAUUUGCUCACACUUUACUAUAUCUCGUGUUGGAUUCGCAUUUGUUAGAUACUUCUAAUGAAAUUAAUUGUUCGCUUGUUUUUCGGUUUGGCACCAAAGGAAGGAGAUCAUUUCCAGCUUAACAACCAACGCAAAAGGAAACAGAAGCCGGAACAGGAAUCGACCAAAAAGUAAACGCAUUAGAUUGCAAGUCGUGCUGAAACGAUAUACAGCGAAUAGAGACCACCAAGAACUCGAAGACACAUCGCCAACAUGGUUGACUACUAUAAAGUUUUGGACGUGGCGCGAUCCGCCACCGAUAGUGAAGUGAAGAAGGCAUAUCGAAAACUGGCACUAAAAUGGCACCCAGACAAGAAUCCCGACAACCUGGAUGAGGCCAACAAGCGCUUCCGCGAGCUAUCCGAAGCCUACGAAGUUCUUUCCGAUGCACGUAAGCGCAGGAUCUACGAUGCCCGGGCCACGCUGCACAAAUCCUCGAACAGCGGAAGCAGCAGCAGCAACAGCAGCUCCUACACCCGCUACCGCAGCGGCGGCAGCGGUGGAUCGUCGUCCUAUGGACGUGACUACGACUACGACUACUAUCCGGGCUCGGGGUAUGGGUCUGGUGCCGGGCGGCGUUCCGGCAACCGCUACCAGGCCUUCACGUUCCGCAACAUUUUCGAGGGCACUCCGUUCCACAAGAUGUUCGAGAAAAAGCGCCGCAUAUACGAUGAGUAUGGCAAAGAUGGACUGGGCGAUCGCGGCCAGAGUCGCUCGCAUACCCGCCACCACUAUAGCACACACGAUUUCGAUGACUUUGAUAUUAUGGGCGGCUUUCAGUUUGCAUUCCGCCCGCCCGAGGAAGUGUUCCGUGAGUUCUUCGGCAUACACUCGCCCUUCGCCGACUUAUUCCGAGAUGCCAACGGUUAUUCGAAUGUCAGCACGAGCGGCUCGAGUGGCAGUCGACGCAAUGGCGGCAGCAGUGGAUCAUCUCGCCACCAUCAUCAUCACCACCAGCACAAAGUGGCCAGUCCGUUCGGGGCUCCAAUGCUUAACUACUCAAUGAUGGACUUCUUUAUGCCCACCAGCGGCUUCACCUCGUUCUCGUCGAUGACCAACGGCAAUGGCAGCAGCGGUGUCACCCACAUCUCCAGCGGACCCGGUGCCAGUGUCAAGCGCACCUCCACUUCGACGGUGUUUGUGGAUGGCAAGAAACUGAUGACCAAACGGGUCGUCGAAAACGGCAAGGAAACUGUCUUUUCAUAUGAAAAUGAUGUCCUGAAAUCAAAGACUGUGAUGGGCUCCCUUCAAUAGCUAAUUAAUUAAAUUCACACAUAAUAUAUAUAUAUAUCAACAUAAAUCAACAAAGGAAAAGUCAUAAAUGUAAAGCCGAAUGAAUAUUAACUAACAAGCCCAAGAAGAACUCGGAAUUCGUUACCGCUUCGAAAUAUGAUACGUUUAACCACUUUGUUCUACACUACAAUUUAGUUACUUUUAAUGGACCGAACAGCAGCAUAAAUGAAUCAAUCAGCCAGCGAAGGACCAAGCAACAGCAGAAACACUACCAGCAGCGAUAUCCACACCAAAAAUAUGGAACAUGGAACAGGCCAGGCCAUUGAAUUAAAUCAUAAAUCAAAAUUCCCCGUAAUAGCGAAGUAUCGAAAUUUAUUUUUAAAGCAUAAUUUUUGCAUACUGCUGCCCUACUACAAAAUUGCACCGGUGGAAUAAAGCCAGCACCAUCGGCACGAGAAUCAAUUGAAGACCCAUACUGACAAUUUA
Drosophila mauritiana is the source of this 2115-nucleotide messenger RNA. It is a transcript of the gene mrj, whose product is annotated as dnaJ homolog subfamily B member 6-A. Gene Ontology annotation, cellular component: cytoplasm; nucleus. NCBI's taxonomy places the organism in Eukaryota, Metazoa, Arthropoda, Insecta, Diptera, Drosophilidae. Bases 610 to 1650 code for a protein of 346 amino acids. Gene Ontology annotation, molecular function: protein folding chaperone; protein-folding chaperone binding. The record is from RefSeq and is a predicted model, not a curated record. The transcript has 7 exons.